GCGGGGCAGGUUGCGAGCCGAAGCUUUGUGAGAGCUGCGGGCGUGUUGCCGGUGUAAACUUCUAGCAGUUUCAAUUGAUACGGUUUAAUUUAACGAUAACACAAUGAAGGCGCCUACGCCGGUUGCAUCUUCGACGGGUGGUACUGGCGACAAGUCAACUUAUAAAGACAAGGAUAAGCCGUCGCAAGUUCGCCAGAGCAACAUCACCGCUGCUAAAGCUGUUGCCGAUGCCAUACGCACAAGUCUUGGACCCCGAGGCAUGGACAAAAUGAUCCAGGCAGCCAACGGGGAUGUGACCAUCACGAACGAUGGUGCCACCAUAUUGAAGCAGAUGCAGGUGCUCCAUCCAGCUGCUAAGAUGCUGGUGGAGCUCUCCAAGGCCCAAGACGUGGAGGCCGGUGACGGCACCACGACCGUCGUGGUCAUCGCAGGCAGUCUGCUGGACGCUGCAGCCAAGCUGCUUCUCAAGGGCAUUCACCCCACCACCAUCUCAGAGUCUUUCCAGUCAGCAGCAGCCAUGGCUGUAGAGGUGCUGACGGACAUGUCGCACCCCUUGGACCUGGCUGACCGGGAUUCGCUGCUGAAGAGUGCCACCACAGCUCUCAACUCGAAGGUUGUGUCACAGCAUUCCUCCCAACUUGCACCCAUUGCUGUGGAUGCGGUGCUUAGGGUGGUAGACCCGGCAAAGGACACAAAUGUGGACCUUCGCGACAUCAAGGUCAUCCGCAUGCUCGGUGGCACAGUGGAAGACACGGAACUUGUGGAUGGUCUGGUCUUCACUCAGAAGGUGGCAGGCAGUGGGGGCCCUCAUCGCGUGGACAAGGCCAAGAUAGGCCUGAUCCAGUUCUGCAUCUCUCCACCAAAGACAGAUAUGGACCACCAGGUGAUAGUGGGCGACUACACAGCAAUGGACCGGGUGCUGCGGGAGGAGCGCGCCUACAUUCUCAACAUCAUCAAGCAGAUCAAGAAGGCCGGCUGUAACGUCCUGCUGGUGCAGAAGUCGAUCCUCCGCGAUGCCCUGAGCGACCUGGCACUCCACUUCCUUGCCAAGAUGAAGAUCCUUGUUGUCAAGGACAUCGAACGGGAGGACAUUGAGUUUGUGUGCCGGAGCCUGGGCUGCCGGCCCAUCGCCUCGCUCGACCACUUUAAUGCGGAAGCGCUGGGUUCGGCCGAGCUCGUCGAGGAGGUGACCACGGCCAGCUGCAAGUUCGUGCGUGUGACGGGUGUCGCCAACCCCGGUCGCACUGUCAGCAUUCUUGUGCGUGGCUCCAACAAGCUGGUACUCGAGGAGGCCGAACGGUCGCUGCACGACGCCUUAUGCGUGGUGCGCUGCCUUGUCAAGCGCAGGGCCCUCAUAGCAGGUGGCGGUGCCCCCGAGAUGGAGGUGUCGCUGCGGCUGGGUGAGCGGGCAGCGAACAUUGCGGGCCUGGAGGCCCACUGUGUGCGGGCUUUUGCCGAGGCCCUCGAGGUGGUGCCCUAUACGCUGGCCGAGAACGCCGGCCUGCAUCCAAUCGCCACUGUCACCGAGCUUCGGAACAAGCACGCCGAGGGAGAACGCGAUUCCGGCAUCAAUGUGCGCAAGGGUUCCGUGACCAACAUCUUGGAGGAAAACGUGGUGCAGCCUCUGCUGGUGUCUGUGAGUGCCAUCACUCUGGCUGCCGAGACUGUGCGCAGCAUCCUCAAGAUUGACGACAUUGUCCAAACAAUGCGCUGACAUGGGACUACCACUGACACUGCAUACAGCUUGGCAGUAGCUGGGCUCUGCCUCUUGUCUCUCACCAGAAGUCAAAAUAAAAGCAACAGCACCUUGUGGCAGGCCCAUCAACAAGGACAGGGCCUGGCUAAAUAAAAGCUUCUGAACUAUGUA
Rhipicephalus microplus (southern cattle tick) is the source of this 1867-nucleotide messenger RNA. RefSeq names its product chaperonin containing TCP1 subunit 4 (gene CCT4). Gene Ontology annotation, molecular function: ATP binding; ATP hydrolysis activity; ATP-dependent protein folding chaperone. Lineage: Eukaryota; Metazoa; Arthropoda; Arachnida; Ixodida; Ixodidae. The record is from RefSeq and is a predicted model, not a curated record. Gene Ontology annotation, biological process: protein folding.